This is a messenger RNA of Diatraea saccharalis (sugarcane borer), 8071 nucleotides long. The record is from the annotation of a GenBank genome assembly. NCBI's taxonomy places the organism in Eukaryota, Metazoa, Arthropoda, Insecta, Lepidoptera, Crambidae.
AGUCCUAGUUUUAUCAAAACUGCUAUCAAACAAACUGAUCUGUUACGAUUGUUUGACACUGUUUGAGUGAAGUUUAAGACAUGCUUAACUUUAAAUUUUCAAUUCAGAAAUUUAAGAAUAUUCAUAGUUUGAGAUUGCAAGUGUCAAUCAACAAAAAUAACAAAAUUUGUACAAAAUCAAUAAUUUAGACUUCAUACAUACCUCAUUUUUUUCAGCAAAUUCAAUUGUAGAAUCUAUACUUUUGUUUUGUGCUUUCUUCUGUGCUUGAGCAUUUUUCUCAGCUUUGUAGUCUUUGGAGAAAACAUUCAGUACAAGUAUACUGAGAUCUCUGUUAAAUUCCUGUACAGGAUUGUAAAACACCUUCUCAGCCACUAAACUUAUUACAGCUGGACCUUCUUUAAUAGUUUUAUUGGUUGAAACUUCCAUAGCAAGAGUUCUCUGUGCAAAUAAAUUAACACAUGACCAGACUAUCAUCUACUCUGAAUUAAUUCUUAAUUAUAUUAUAUUUAUAUCGAUAUAGAAUCAGAUCUUGUUAAUAUUGCUAAUUUACUAACAUUGGUUUGAGGUUAGAGAAAUUACUGAGGUAAAUAAACAUCUACGUACUCGACUUGUUAAAUUGAUAAUAUUAUAAAAUACUUUUAAAAACAUAAAUAUUUAUAACGACUGAGAAACUUUGUUCUUCUUAACUCUAAGAAAUUUUCUGUUAUUAAAUACACACUUUUUUGUGGGUUUGUUUUUUUUUUUUUUUUUUUUUUAAUAUGGUCUUGUUCCGUUAUACACGGAAAUUUUGCCAACAUCCAUAUAUAUAUUUUUGUAAUUGGGUUACGUCAGUCAUAUCCACAGACCAAAUAUUUUUGUAAUUUGGGUUACGUCAGUCAUAUCCACAGACCAAAUAAAGAGGAGGUAUACUGCCUACUUACUCUUUUUAAAUUUAAGAAAUACAUGAUGAGACGUGCGAGCAAAAAUAUAUCGAUUAUGAUACGAAUUUGAUAUUUGAAAAUAAAUAUCGAAAGCCGACAUAUUGCGAAAAAUAUCGCUGAUUUAUAUCGUUUCUUUUUUUUUUUUAAAUACAUCGAUAUUUUGAUAUGUCGAUAGUUUUUGCCCAAUCCUAUGUUGACCAAAAGUCAAAGUUUGAAGUUUUGAAGAAUCUGGAAAAAUAACCUUUAACGGUACUGACUGAAAUAUGUAAUAAAUAUUAUAGUUUUAAAUGAACUGUCGCAUUUAUUCUUACACAUUGAAAUAAAAAGUUAACAAAAUGCAAUCCGCUAGUGUUUUACUUAGGAACUCUAUUUUAUUUCACCCUACGUUGAAGAGUUCACAAUUGUCUCGUAAUAUUUCCAAAGUUGCAUCACAUAAAAAACCGGUAGAUGUCAAAAGAGUAUUUUCGUCAACCAGAUACUAUUCUUUAAUAAAAAAUUCUAGGAUUUGUUGGUAUAGUAAUAAUGGCUUUUGGCCAGUUCAGAAACAAAUUGGUGUUGUGAGGUUAUAUUCUACUAAUAACAAAAAUGACCCACCGGAGGAUGAUCCCGAAGUCAAGGAUGAAACGCCGCUAUUUUCCAGUCAAUUACCAGCCACAGUGGCUGUUCCAGAAGUUUGGCCACAAGUACCUGUUAUAGCUAUAAAUAGGAAUCCAGUCUUCCCAAGGUUCAUCAAGUUGAUUGAGAUAUCAAAUCCUGCACUUAUAGACUUAAUAAGACGAAAAGUGAAAUUAAACCAACCAUAUGUUGGUAUAUUUUUGCGCAAGAAAGAAGACGAGAAGUCUGAUGUUGUUUCAAAUUUGGAAGAUUUACACCAAGUUGGUGUUUUUGCACAAAUCCAUGAGAUGCAAGAUAUGGACUAUAAACUGAGGCUGGUAGUGAUGGCACAUCGACGAAUUAAGAUCACUGGUCAAUUUGUUGAAGAAGAAAUUGAGACUGGUCCAGCGGAAUCAGAUGCAGAGAGGCGACGGCGCAAACACCGGAACACACGUAAACAGCGCUCAGAGCCGGAACAAACAGAAACUGAAGAGGCCCCUAAGAAACCUCUUCCUGACCAAGUUAUGAUGGUCAAAGUUGAGAAUAUGAUGCACGAGAAGUUCCAACAGACUGAGGAAGUUAAAGCUUUAACACAAGAAGUUAUUAAGACUAUUAGAGAUAUUAUUAAUCUGAAUCCAUUAUACAGGGAGUCGCUGCACCACAUGCUGGCGCAGGGGCAGCGCGUGGUGGACAACCCCGUGUACCUCAGCGACCUGGGCGCCGCGCUCACCGGCGCCGAGCCCGCCGAGCUGCAGGCCAUCCUAGAGGAGAUGGACAUUCCAAAAAGACUGAUGAUGUCUCUUUCCCUGUUGAAGAAAGAGUACGAACUAUCAAAAUUGCAACAGAAGAUCGGCAAGGAGGUAGAAGAGAAAGUGAAACAGCAGCAUAGAAAAUAUAUUCUGCAUGAGCAACUCAAGGUAAUAAAAAAAGAGUUGGGCUUGGAGAAAGACGACAAAGAUGCAAUUGGGGAGAAGUUCCGGGAACGGCUUGCGGACAAGAAGGUGCCGCCCGCCGUGCAGACCGUCAUCGACGAGGAGCUCAACAAACUCAACUUCCUAGAGAGUCACAGUUCCGAGUUCAAUGUGACGCGGUGCUACUUAGACUGGUUGACAUCUCUACCGUGGGGCAUAACGUCUGAAGAGAACCUGAAGCUGGAGGACGCUCAAGUGAUCCUCGACGAAGACCACUACGGCAUGGAGGACAUCAAGAAGCGGAUCCUGGAGUUCAUCGCCGUGUCCCAGUUGAAAGGAACGACCCAGGGCAAGAUACUAUGCUUCCAUGGACCGCCCGGGGUCGGGAAGACUAGUAUAGCUCGAUCGAUCGCGCGCGCGCUGAACCGGCAGUACUUCAGGUUCUCGGUGGGCGGCAUGACGGACGUGGCGGAGAUCAAGGGCCACCGCCGCACCUACGUGGGCGCCAUGCCCGGCAAACUGGUGCAGUGCCUCAAGAAGACCGCCACCGAGAACCCGCUCGUGCUCAUCGACGAGGUGGACAAGAUCGGCAAGGGCGUGCACGGCGACCCGUCGUCCGCGCUGCUGGAGCUGCUGGACCCGGAGCAGAACGCGGCGUUCCUGGACCACUACCUGGACGUGCCCGUGGACCUGGCGCGCGUGCUCUUCAUCUGCACCGCCAACGUGGUGGACCACAUCCCCGACCCGCUCCGGGACCGGAUGGAGCUCAUCGACAUGUCCGGUUACGUGGCGGAGGAGAAGCUGGCGAUAGCGCAGCAGUACCUGGUGCCGACCGCGCGUAGGGGUUGCGGCCUGGACGAGCGGCAGCUGCAGCUGUCCGCCGACGCGCUCGCCGCCCUCAUACGCUGCUACUGCCGCGAGAGCGGCGUCAGGAACCUGCAGAAGCACAUCGAAAAGAUUGCUCGUAAAGUGGCGUACAAGAUAGUGAAGAGUGAAUGUUCGGAGGCCGUCGUGACCGAGGGCAACCUGUCCGAGCUGGUGGGCAAGCCGACGUUCAAGCACGACCGCAUGUAUGACGUCACACCGCCCGGCGUCGUCAUGGGCCUCGCCUGGACCGCCAUGGGCGGCAGUUCCCUGUACAUCGAGACCGCCCUCCGCGCGCCCGCGGUGGAGGUGGCGGGUGCGGGGGAGGGGGAGGGCGAGAAACCGUCGCUGGGUUCGCUGGAGCUGACGGGCCACCUCGGGGACGUGAUGAAGGAGUCCGCGCGCAUCGCGCUCACCGUCGCCAGGAACCACCUGGCCGCGAUACAACCGCGCAACCGGUUCCUCCACCACAACCACCUCCACCUGCACGUGCCGGAGGGCGCCACGCCCAAGGACGGCCCCUCGGCGGGCGUGACCAUCACCACCGCGUUGCUCUCGCUAGCCCUCGCCCGCCCCGUGCCCCCCCACCUCGCCAUGACCGGGGAGGUCUCGCUCACGGGCCGAGUGCUGCCCGUCGGCGGCAUCAAGGAGAAGAUCAUCGCCGCUAAAAGAGUGGGCAUAACCAGUGUUAUCCUUCCGGAGGAGAACCGUCAUGAUUACGACGACCUGCCUCAGUUCAUACGCGACGACAUCGACGUACACUUCGUGCAGAACUACGACGAUGUGUUCCGGGUCGCGUUCGGAGAUAAGGUCUUGGACGCCAAACAAAAUUAGACUCUAGUGAUAUGUAGAUAUAGUUGAACUUUACGACAGUACAUAGUAACGAGGUUGAUUAUUCCAUUAUAUUUGUUCUUAUUGUAAGUUAAUCGUUAUUGUAGAGGACAUGCACUAUACUUUAAAAUUUGUUUUAAUAAGUUCAGUUCAGUUUCAUCUUGCAUUUAUAAUAGAGAUAUUUGUAAAAGAAACAUUACCUCAUCAUAUCACAAUACCUAGUCUCGAAAUUAAAGGAUAGCCUUUGUGUGUUUUUAAGCCUGUAGUUAUUUAUUUCGAAUUGAUUUCUCUAUCAGAAUUUUAAGUCUUCAUUCAUACUCUGGUAUUUACAGUAGAUAACCUAUUAUAUAUGUUUAAAAUUCAAAUAUCAAGAAAUUUUACCUAUAUAUAAAUUAUAAUGUACAUUGUAUAUAAUUAAUUAUCAUGUAUUUGUGUAAGCACACAGGGUCAAUGAUGAAUCAACAGUCUUGGUGUCUAUACAGCUCAAGUUACAAUAGGUCAGCACAGAAUUAUUUCGAUAUCGGAGAUAGUUACUGACCUUAUGUAAAUUCAGCUUAUGGUACAAGUUAAGUCUGGAGGAGUCGAUUAGAGGCAUGCCGAGUCGAAUCAAACCGCAUCGACUCAGCACAUAUAUCUCGUCGCUAAUGUAAGCUGUUUCAAUAUAAGUAUUAAAUGCUUCAGGAGUGAUUUAUUACGAUUUGAUUCAAUUUUACUCUGCAAGUCUAAUUAAGGCUAAGGUUUAAAAUAGUUUGUGAGCCAGUGAUAGUAGGCCAAAUGAUAUGACACGUGUACUAAACAGUCUAUUCGAUACUUGAUAGUGAAAACUCGUCGUAAGUUAUACACAAUAAGACUCUAAUUUCAAUAUUAUAUCGUGAGUAGAGUUAUUAUAUGUAUUAUACGUAAAAUGAGCAUUAAUACUUUAUAAUUGAAACAUCUUUCGGCUGUUGGUUACUUUGCUUUUCUUCAUAGAAUAUAGUGUCGCAAACGAUAUGUAGACAAUAUUUAGAUAUCAGUAGAAUGUAAUUAUUUGCGAAUGCAGUUUAAAUUCAAGCACAAUGUAAACUUUAUGGAUGCCUGACUUUUGUGUUUUAAUAUUAGAUAGUUGUUUGUGUGUUCUAUGAUUGUUGACAAUGAAUAACCAUAUUGACAUGGAAAACCUUGAUAAAGUUUACAGUUUACAGAUAAAGUAUUCAAAGAUAAUUUUAUGCAUGAUGGGUGUUGCUCUGUUGUAUGUUAUUAUAUCUAUAAAGAAGUUAUCUUAUUAAUCGCGUAGUUUUAUUAGCUAUCCCAUCUGUUCCAAUUUCUACAAUAACAUGUUAGAAAUAUAGUGAAAUUAAACUAUGUGUUUUAUAUUCCAUUUUGAUGUGCCAGGUUGAUGGAAUCAAGGAAGAGGCCUACUCCUGUUAGCAGUAUAUGGGAGGACAUAAAUCUUCAGAUAAUCAUAAUAAAUAGUUAACUUUUUCAAAUAUUGUUUUAUUUAUAUGCAUUGCACAGUUAUAACUGAUACGUAGACUAAUGUACAUACUAGGUAAUAUUAUAUAACAAUUAAUUAUUUCUUUAAAUGUUUUCUACCUUCUUCAAGUAGCUGUAUCAGAACAGGAUAAACUUCAUCAUAUGUAGCAAUUUGGUUUUGCCUCACAUGAUUCUGAUACCGUUGUAAUGCACCUGCAACAAAUUCAAGCCUUUCUUUUUCAUUCUUAUGUGUGUCAAGCCACUGCAUGAGCUUCUGUAUGUUCCAACCGGCACAAGUGUGAGGGGCUAACAGUUGAGGUCCAGCAUGGGAAAACAAAAACAUCAUCACUAAAGAGUAUGGUAAACAUGCUCCUUCAGACUGGCUCUUGGCAAUUUCUUGGGGUGUCUUCUCUAAUAUCAAAUGUAAAGCUUUCAGUUGCCUAUAAUGAUCUCCAAGUUCAGACACAUCAUUCACCAAAGGAGAUAAUGCUACUUCUAAAUGUUUGCAAUCAAUUUGAAGUUUUAUUCUACCAAAUUUGCUCAGAGGCCUUGUGUUACAAACAUGUUGUAUAAACCUCUCUAUGCAUGCUAUGGCAAUGUUCAGGCAACAUUCAUUAAGAGCUGAUUUCUCUUGAAACAUUGAUAGGUAAAUGUCUUUACAUCUCGACACAAAUUGUUGAAGUUCUUUCAUAUAAGGUGAACAGGAUAAGGUUUUACCCAUAGGAUCGUCUGCUCUUACUAAAUCUGGUUCAUCGUGCAUUGUCAUAAGAAUGAUGUACAGAGAGUUUUUUAUUGAUUCAGCAAAUAAUUGCAGAACAGGCAUGCUUGUUAUGUCUUUGAGGCUAUUCUGUACUAUUUGAAUGCUUUCUGCAGGAAGCAUGGUAUUCAUGUUGACAAGAACUCUUUUGAUUUGUGAUGAAAAAUAAUACAAAGAAUUGCAGAGAUCUGCAUUCUUCUGUUGAGAGCUUGUUGGUGAUUCUAUUAUUUGAGCAACGUCACUAUCCAUAGACAACCUUUGCUCGGCUUCCAUAUUCAUCUGUUUGAUGGAUUUUGCUACGCUGUUUGCUAAGCUAAUACUUAGCUGUUUAUCACCAAGUGAUAUGCUGAGUGCUUCAGCUAUCACUCUUAUUGCAUUGUCAAUUUGGUCCAUGCUGGGUACUUGGCUCAGAUGCCACAUAGUUCUAACAGGCUCCAGCAGUUUCCCUAACGAUUUUGAUAAGAAUGAAUUUUCCCAUUUCAUCAUACUCGAUCUGUUCAUUUCCAAAUCUUUAUAUUUAAGUUUUGAAAGCAAAUCAUUGAAACAUUUGAGUAAUUUGGGAUAAUCAAUCUCCAUAGAUUGAUUUACAUUUUGUGGACUCUUUUCAAGUUCAGUACUAAAAAUUUGUAGUAAGUUACUCCAAAAAUUUUUUGUUAUGUUUCUGAAGUUCCCUAUAGCAUGCAACUCAUUUAUGGCGUUCUGUAACAUUAUCACUUUUGCACAUCCAUUAUAGAUUUCUAUUUUGAAUAAUUUCUCUAUGUUGUCCCAUAGUUUCAUUUUGAAAUCUUGUGCAUUCAUGAUAUUCGCUUUUCCUGGUGCUACACGUCCAGAGCUUGAUUUUUUUACUUCUAUUGAAACCAUUUGUACAUUUAAGCUCGUGGCAAUGUCUCUCUGCAAUUCAUUAAGAAUAUUCUGGACAGUAUUUCUGAUUUGUUCUUCAGUACAUUGUAAGUUAUGAAAAACUUUAAAGCACUGAAGUAAUUUAGUCUUGUCACCAUUUAAAAGACUAGACUGUAAUGCGGCUAUAGAAUUUGUGAGCAAUUCUUUUCGUCUAGAUUCCACUUCUUUCAAAACCUCUUCUAACAAAACAAUGCCUGCAAAGUCAUAAUCACCUAUUAACUCGUCAAGUUCAAAAAGGAUAAUGGCUUCUUUAGCAGGAUGGUCUCCAACAUUUAUAAGUUUAUUCCAUAAAGCUAUUAUUUUAGUGCUGUGUCUAAGUAGAUUGCAGGUAGUUUGAACUCUCUCAAGCAUUAUAGUUUGAUUUUCGAGAGCAAAAUAGGGAAUAUGUAUGCGAUCUUGAAGUUUUUCGGCACCUUUUAGUAGAUUCUGCACUUGAUUUUGUACAGAUGCUAAUGUUGUUUCUAAAUCAGUUAUGUGGCUAGCUUGAGUGAGAAGAUCAUUAUGUUUAGCCAACACUUGCUUUUCUAGGGUUUUACCCAGUUUUUCAAUACCUAAAGCGAGUUUUGUAACUUGGUCAGUGACUGAUAUAGUUUCACCGGUUAAUGGUUUUAUAUUUUCAUCUAGAAACUUACUAUAGAACGCGUCAUUUUCAAUUUCAACACAGACGUCUUUGGCGUCCAUGAUUAAUGAAAAUUACAGAAAAUAAAAGCCUUCUCUUCUCAAAAUCCAAACACCGAGACCACAGAAUUGAAAUUAUGACAUUUUGAGAAUGACGUGACUUAGGGAUUAAUCGAUUUUUCAGAUAAUCAGUUGCUAUCGAUUAUGAUUUCAUAAUCGACGAU